Molecule: messenger RNA, 801 nt
Organism: Papaver somniferum (opium poppy)
Lineage: Eukaryota; Viridiplantae; Streptophyta; Magnoliopsida; Ranunculales; Papaveraceae
Product: F-box/kelch-repeat protein At3g06240-like
Exons: 1
Coding region: 1-801 (266 amino acids)
Source: RefSeq, a predicted model, not a curated record
AUGUCACCAAAAUUCAAUAGGAAAUAUAGUGGUUCCAUAACCUGCAGGUAUGCUUUUGGAUACGACCCCAAGAUUAAUAAUUACAAGGUAGUAAGAAUUGUAUGUCCUUCUAAUGCUGACACCAUGGUUUCUGAAGUUGAGAUUUAUACACUGGGUUCAAAUUCAUGGAGAACAAUCAGAGAUACACCUUACAAUAUUCUAGGUAGAUUACCGGGUGUAUUUAUGAAUGGAGUUAUACAUUGGUUAUCCAACCCUUUGCCAAGUAGAUCAAACAGCAAGUUCUCACAUGUUUUACUUUCUUUUAACAUGUCAGAAGAAGUUUUUCUUGAAAUACCAUACCCGGUAAUUUUUGAGAAGUUUGAACAUGUAAGCUUAGAUGCAUUUAAAGGGUUAUUAUGCAUGCUUUGUUGUCAUUCUAAUGUUGGUUUUGAGAUAUGGGUGAUGAGUGAUUAUGGAGUUACAGACUCUUGGACCAAACUCUACACCAUUGCAAGAUUGAAAUUAUUUGAUACUGUUGCAUUUUUUCGGCAGUUAAGGCGCAUACAAUCGGUAAGAAAUGGGGAAAUAAUCUUAUUAGAGAUUCAAAUAGAUUACGCCUAUGCAGCUUUAGUUUUUUAUGACCCAAAACAUGAAAAGGCUCGAGUCAUGGAGAUUGAUCCUAAAGAGCAAAAAGGAUUUUCUUACCCAAAUGGUCGUCUAGAAAAAAAGUGCUAUACAGUGACUUAUGUGGAGAGUUUAGUCUCACUUCACUCAGGUUACCAUGUCGAAGCUGAGAAAAAAGAAGGCUCGGACUUCAGAUGA